UCGGCUGCGGCCGUGGGCGCGGGGCGGGGCGCCGCGGCUUUAAAGGGGGUCCCGGGGCGCCGUCCUUCGUGUCCCCGCGGUGGUCGGGGCCGCGAGCUGGUGUCGCCGCCGCUCUGGCUUCUCGCGGGGAAGGGGCGGGGUCGCAGACCCCCACUUCCGGUUCCGGCCGUCGCUCCCGGCGCGCCGCCAUGGAGGAGCCGGAGAUGCAGCUGAAGGGGAAGAAAGUGACAGACAAGUUCACGGAGAGCGUGUACGUCCUGGCCAACGAGCCGUCGGUGGCGCUGUACCGCCUGCAGGAGCACGUGCGCCGCUCCCUGCCCGAGCUGGCGCAGCACAAGGCUGACAUGCAGCGCUGGGAGGAGCAGAGCCAGGGCGCCAUCUACACGGUGGAGUACGCCUGCAGCGCCGUGAAGAGCCUGGUGGACAGCGGGGUGCACUUCCGCAGCGUGGAGGGGCUCCUGAGACAGGCCAUCAGCAUCCGGGACCACAUGAACGCUGCCCAGGGCCACAGCCCCCAGGACCAGCCGAGUCCUCCUCGGCCUGACCCGGGAGAGCCUGCAGGCGCCCCUGACCAGGACCCCAGGACAGAUGCCACCCUGCGGCCGGCAUCUCAGGCCUCCUGCCCCUGACCGCUUCCUGUACCCACACCAGGCUCCCCCGAGAGGCAGGUGCGGCCAGAAAUUAGAGGAGAGGAGACAGACAUCUGCAGCCCUGCUUCACCACUCCUGCAGGUGGGGACCAGGGGCUUGAACCCGGGUCCUGGGGUGUGGUGACUUGCGCACCACCACUUGUCCCCAUCCUCUGGCUCAACGUAGAUGUACUACGUCCUUCUAAAAGCCUUCGAGUGCGGGAGAGAGACAGCACAGCGGUUAUGCAGAGACUCCUGCCUGGGCUCUGAGGCAAUAACCCUGGAGGCAACAUAAAAUAUAAAAGGAGAGACAGCGUAAUAAUAGUCAUGGGGAGACUCCCACCGGAGGCUCUGGGGCCCCGGGUUCAAUCCCCCGCCCCGACACACACACACAUCCCAUCAGUCAGCUGAGCAGGGCUCUGGGGGAAAUGAUGGUGAUGACUUUGCAAAAGACUCCCACCUGAGACUCUGAGGCCUCGGGUUCAAUCCCCCACACCACCGUCAGCCAGAGCUCAGCAGGGCUCUGGGGAAAAGAGCUUUGUUCACCCGCGCACACGCACACCUGCAGGGGGGGGGGUGCAGGAGCCCCUCUCUCCUCCCCACUCUAUCGCCUCCUCUCUCAGUUUCUGUCUCCACCAAUAAAGUGGGAAAACGCGCCA
This is a messenger RNA of Erinaceus europaeus (western European hedgehog), 1287 nucleotides long. RefSeq names its product BLOC-1 related complex subunit 8 (gene BORCS8). Gene Ontology annotation, cellular component: BORC complex. Lineage: Eukaryota; Metazoa; Chordata; Mammalia; Eulipotyphla; Erinaceidae. The coding region runs from base 189 to 629 and encodes 146 amino acids. The record is from RefSeq and is a predicted model, not a curated record. The transcript is spliced from 7 exons.